AUGGACAUAGUAAACGUGGACUUCGAACUCUUCAACUACGACCCCACAAUCGACUUCCACGGCGUAAGAACCCUCCUCCGCCAGCUCCUCGACGCCGACGCCUCCCUCUUCGACCUCUCCUCCCUCUCCGACCUCAUCGUCGAGCAAAACACGGUCGGCUCCACCUGCAAGGUCGACGACAAGGCCAACGACGCCUACGCCUUCCUCACCGUACUCAACAUCCAAGAGCACUCCCCCACCAAACCCGUAGUCAAACAACUCGCCGAGUACCUCGCCGAUCGCGCCACAAAGUCCCAAGAUGAAACCCUGGCCAAGGUCGUGCCCGAGGUGUUGCUUGGAGAGGGGAAACAACAGGUCGGGUUGGUCCUGGCGGAAAGGUUACUCAACAUGCCGGCCGAGGUCAUCCCGCCAAUGUGGAGCUGCAUGAUUGAUGAGAUUGAGGCUGCGGUCGAGGACAAGGAGCCGUACGAGUUUACGCAUUAUCUUGUGCUUUCAAGAACGUACCUCGAGGUGGAGUCAACGUUAAAUCAGACAGAGAGGAAAAACAAGAGGUCAAAGGCGACGGGGGAGCUGCAGUAUUUCCAUCCCGAGGACGAGGAGAUGAGAAAGUUUGCGACGGCGGCGGGAAGUUUUGAGUACACAAAGGAAGGACAGGCCGCGGUGGCGGAUAGCAAGCGCGCGUUCCAAGAGAUGGGGAUCAAGCCGGUGGGCUUCAUGAUGUUGAUUGAGGCGGAGAAGUUCCCCAAGGCUGUCCAGGGGAUCACAGAGUAUGUGGCCACUGGCGGGAUGUCAAUGGAGAUUUCAUAG
This is a messenger RNA of Podospora anserina S mat+, 807 nucleotides long. RefSeq lists its product as uncharacterized. Bases 1 to 807 code for a protein of 268 amino acids. Lineage: Eukaryota; Fungi; Ascomycota; Sordariomycetes; Sordariales; Podosporaceae. Gene Ontology annotation, cellular component: nucleus. The transcript has a single exon. The record is from RefSeq and is a predicted model, not a curated record.